Messenger RNA from Cyprinodon variegatus (sheepshead minnow), 1385 nucleotides. Its product is annotated as fas apoptotic inhibitory molecule 1-like. Bases 370 to 915 code for a protein of 181 amino acids. Gene Ontology annotation, biological process: positive regulation of neurogenesis; negative regulation of extrinsic apoptotic signaling pathway via death domain receptors; canonical NF-kappaB signal transduction. The transcript is spliced from 4 exons. The record is from RefSeq and is a predicted model, not a curated record. NCBI's taxonomy places the organism in Eukaryota, Metazoa, Chordata, Actinopteri, Cyprinodontiformes, Cyprinodontidae.
AAACUCUUUAUUUUCUAAUUUAUUCUAGCAGAGUUCCUGUUAGCUUUGGUCCAGCAGGGGGCAGUAUAACCUCUCCUUUAGGGGCUGAAUGAAGGAGUUUUUGGCAGAAAGAAGCAGCAGUUCCUGUUUUACAGCAUCUUCUCAGUCAGACCUCAUAGUUCAGAUGAUGAAUCAGAUUAAAAUCCGUCGCUUUAAGGAAGAAUUUUCCAGAAGACGGUGACACACUUCCCCCCCCCAGGCCUCCCUCUAAGCCUCUUACUGUAAUUCAGCUCCUGCUGAGGCGGCAGGACCGCUUCCCUUCAUCCUUCCAGCUCCUCACAGCCUCCUCGGCGGCUUCCGGAGCUCCGGGUCCCGGUCCGUGCCUCCAGGAUGCUGGGCGGAGACGUGGUGGCGGCGUGGGAGGUGGCUCUGAGUGACGGCGUCUACAGGAUCGAGUUCGCUCACGGUACCACCACCGGGAAACGGGUGGUUUACGUCAACGGGACGGAGGUGAUCAGGAAGGACUGGAUGUUCAAGCUGGUUGGGAAGGAGACCUUCACUGUCGGCAGCGCCAACACCAAGGCCGCCAUUAACAUCGAGGCCGUCAGCGGCUUCGCCUACGAAUACUCUCUGAACGUCGACGGCAAGAGUCUGCAGACGUUCAUCGACAACAGAGCCAAGACCACCAAGACCUGGGUGGUCCAGGUGGACGGGACGGACUACAGGGUGGUUCUGGAGAAGGACACCAUGGAUGUCUGGUGCAACGGGCAGAAAAUGGAAACAACGGGGGAGUUUGUGGACGACGGCACAGAGACCCGUUUCUCUGUGGGAGACCAUGAGUGCUGCAUCAAGGCCGCCAGCAGCGGGAAGAAGAAGAACGGGAUCAUCCACUUCCUGCUGCUGGAUGGGGAGAAGGUUCCUGCUUCGUCGCCGUAGAGACGGACCAAGAGGUCCAGAUUCAGAGACUCCAGGAUGGACCUCAUGGUCAUCGACUCUUUAUUUAGGGUUUAUUCUAACGGAUGAUUUUCAUUCAUGUUGGCAGAAGAAAUAAAUCCUGAACUGAGCAGAUCCUGCUGAUUUUAUUUUGAAAGGCAGAGGUCAUCUUUGCAGCGACAGCUGGUCAGCACAGACAUUAUGCCUCAUUGGACGCUGGCCGGCAUGCCUAGACGGCGGCCAUCUUGGAUCAGACCAGCUGCUGACAGGAUGAACAGGAGGCGCCUUGGAUCUCAUCUUAAUCACAGGAAACUCACCUACAUGUCAGAAUCACUUAAAGACCAAAACACCUAAAAUAUAAAAAUAUAUCUUUAACUGAUUAAAGAACAAAUGUUUACAGAUCAAUAAAUAAUAAAAAACAAAAAACAAUUAGUUUGAAAAAGAGUUUUGGAAAGUUUAUUAGUUUAGUUUAG